AUGGUUUCACGACGAAACCUUUUCGCCAUAGUCACCAUUCUUCUAUGGACGACAUGUUUAUGUGAUCACGAAUGUAACAGUACAAUUUCAAACUCAUCAGAAAUGAUUUUGACAUGUUUAUCAACGAUUUCAUAUGAAGAAUUGCCGUUGUAUAACUAUACAACAAAUCAAUUAGCGAAUAUAACAUCGAUUGUUGUCAAUGGUUUGAGUAGCAAUACGACAGGACCGUUUACAUCGAUUCCUCCGAAUCUUUGUUUAUUACCGAAUUUAAAGAGCGUCGAUUUUUCCAACAAUCUCCUGCAACGUGUGGACCCGACUAAUGCCUUACAAAAUUGUUUGACAGGUGUUGUUGAUUUCGAUGUUAGUUACAAUAGUAUCACCGAAUUUCCAUCGACGACGAUCUAUAAUAUGGGCAAUCUACAAUACCUGUAUUUUCAACAUAAUCAACUAUUAGAAGUGCCUGGCUAUGCCUUUCGCAGCAUAUCAAAUAUACAAGAAAUGGAUUUUUCGUAUAAUAAUUUAACCGCUUUCGAAUUAUGGGCUACACUUGUUCAAAAUCGUUCGGAUUUCAGUUAUAAUCAAAUAUCGACGAUUACAAAUAAAUAUUUCUAUCAAAUGCCUGCUGCAGUUUCUUCAGGUAGAUCACGAAUCUUCUCUCUAAUUGGCAAUCCAUCAAUUAAUCUCACUGACGCCAUUUACGAAAUGUAUAAUUCAUGCGAUGAAAUUAACAGCUUUCUCAUCCAGUCAAACGGUAGUGAACCACCAGGUUUAUCCUACAAUUUAUUGUUUCUUGAAUUUGGUACCAUACGAAUCAACUGCAGUUGUCAACAGUCGUAUAUCAACCAGAUGUUAAAUUCAUUUCUUGGUGGUGUACCGAAUGUAGCAAGUUUGCCCAUACACAAUGCAAUUUGUUCGAAUGGCAGUCGAUUUAUAGAUAACACUUGUCCUGAGGGUACUGAAAUAGUCAAUUCAUCAGUUGACUUUUCAAAAGUAUAUCCAAGAUUAUGUAAAGUUUAUCCCAAUGAAGCUGGCAGUAUUAUGAAUGUCACAAACACCACGAUACCUACAUCGAAUCCGGCAACAUAUCCAUAUUAUGUAACUGAAUUAAUGAGUCCUGGAGCGUGUUUCUUUGCCUUCUCGACUUCUGUAUCCGCCAGAAUUCGAUGCACAAGUGAUCUGUCAACGAAUUCAACGAUUCCAUCGAGUUUAUUAUCGAGUUCAUAUUUAUCAAAUGUAACGAAAAUAGAUUUUGCCAGCUCAAUUAGUUCUUUACCGUCAUACUUAUGUUCGUUACCAUCGCGUGAAAUCGAUUUAAGCAACCAGGCAUUUACAACAUUAACCGAUGGUACAUUUCCAUGUUUAGAUUGGUUUCAUACCGUCCGUUUAACUCACAAUCAAUUAACAUCAGUGAAUAUGAGCAGUGGGAAUUUCACAAAUCUCUCCGUACUCGACCUCUCAUCGAAUCGACUUCCAAUCAUUCCUUAUUCAGCACUUCAUCCAACCCCAACAUCAUUACGUUUACUCAAUUUAAGUAACAAUUCCAUCACUUCAAUCGAUCUGUAUGUUUAUACAUUGAAAAACAUCACCGUCGAUUUGAGUAACAAUCCAAUUAAUAUGUCAAGUAUUAUCAAUACACAAAAUGUGACGUUUCCAUCCCAGAACACAUCGGUGACCAUCAUUUUGCCUUCGUCAACGAAUAGUACCUACGUUUUCAAUGACCAAACAGCAUUCAACGCUGGAACAUGCACACGCGAUUCCGUUCUCACGUAUCGAACUACCCUUCAAACAAUCUAUUCGAACGUCGUAUUAGAUUGUUCAUGUGCCUCGAUAAACUUAAAAGCCAUUUUCGAAGAAAGUAACUCAGCAAUCUUGAAUUACUUCACCUGUUCAAAUACAACCAAUGCAGCUAAUUAUACCAGUUCAACUUUGGCAUCUUGCGGCUCAAGCGCAUUAAAUUUUUCCAAUGGUCUAUGUUCCAAUCAAUCAUUAGGGUGGAUCGCGACGACUUCUGGAUCGACUACAAACACAACCACAAGUUCCGGAGUCGUUUUGUUGACUAACAAUUCGAAUGCAAAUCGAACUGGUUUAAUUAUUGGUCUCGUUCUUGGAUUAGUUGUUUUCUUGGGCCUAGUUGGUGCUCUUAUAGCUCUCAUACUUUAUAUGAGAGGAAAAAAUGCAAGUAAUAAAGCUGCAACAGCAAAUAAACCAGUUAGCCGUGCUACUGCCAUGAGUCAGGUCCCCGAAAAUAAUCUUUUGCAAUCUCGUGUACAAACGAGAAAUCUACGAUCCGUACGAUUGGAACCGCUUCAUUCCAAUCCAUCGAAUGCACACGCACCGGCAAAAGGUAUCCCUCUUCCGUUCGACCGGACCAAGUAUGCCACCUAUGAACAUUGCGUCAACUUUCGAGAUCAAUUGGAGAAACAUCAUCAGGAAUACUAUCAGCACAGCCCAGUUCUUCAUCCAACAGUGUGUUCAGCGGAUGUAUCUAAUUGGCCACAGCUUGUUUUAACAUGCCCACCUGGUACAAAUCUAACGGAACUGCCUUUUCCGACUAGCGACAUUUCUGUAUUAUACAGAAUCACUAGUUUUGUUGCUCGAGGUGCUAAUAAUACUCGAGGACCAUUUACAACUAUUCCGUCGAACAUCUGCUGGAUGUCCAAUUUGACUACGCUUGACUUAAGUUAUAAUCAACUCCAAGACCCGCUGAAUAUUCCUAGUUCAGUUAAUUGUACAAUUCCAUGGCGAACAUUAGAUUUCAGUGACAAUACUUUGACCACAUUUCCAAGUCGAUUAUUUUUAUUGAAUCGUUUCGAUUCUGUUGACUUAAGUAAUAAUCGACUGACGGGGCUUGAUCUGAUCGCUAGUGUACUGGUAACAGACAUUGUUGACUUGAGAAAUAACUCCAUUACAACAAUUGUCAACCCGACAAACUUUACUUUUUCAUCAAAUCUUAGCUCUAGAGAUGCUACUCUUCUCCUUGAUGGUAAUUCCGGCAUACAACUGAGUGAUGCUAUCUAUGAAAUGUAUGGUGCUUGUCAAGAGAUUGUCGAAAAUAUCUUUCUUGAUGAUCCAGUCAGUCCCACACCUCUCACGACAAGCCUAGUUAAACUUAAUUUUGGCUCCAUGACAAUCAACUGCAGUUGCAAUCAAUAUUAUACUAUAGGAACUUUGAACAGCGCGCUGGGAGGCUUUAUCCAAGGACCCAUUUCUCAACUGAACUGCAGUAAUGUCGCCAGUUCUUUCAUCAACUACAAUUGUUUCUCAUCAACAUCCACCGUCAACUUCACUCAAGUAGAGCCCAGAUUAUGUCGACUUGACGAGUGGAAUGUUACCUCCACCAGCACCACCACAACAACAACUCAAACCACUUCUACUUCUACUAGUACGUCGACCACCACCAGUACUACUUCCACUUCUACGAGCACAUUCACUACAACAAGUACCAGCACAACGACAAGCCAAACAACUUCCACUUCUACCAGCACAUUAACCACAACGACCACUCAAACAACUUCUACCAGCACUAGUACUACAUCAACCGCUACAACAACAAGUCAAACAACUUCCACCAGUACUAGCACUACCUCAACAGCUACAACUACGAGCCAGACGACUUCCACUAGUACUAGUACUACCUCAACAGCCACAACUACGAGCCAGACGACUUCCACUAGUACUAGUACUACCUCAACAGCUACAACUACGAGCCAGACGACUUCAACCAGUACUAGUACUACCUCAACAGCUACAACAACAAGUCAAACAACCUCCACCAGUAGUACUAGUACUACCUCAACAGCCACAACUACGAGCCAAACGACUUCAACCAGUACUAGCACUACCUCAACAGCUACAACUACGAGCCAGACGACUUCCACUAGUACUAGUACUACCUCAACAGCCACAACUACGAGCCAGACGACUUCAACCAGUACUACUACUACCUCAACAGCUACAACUACGAGCCAGACGACUUCCACUAGUACUAGUACUACCUCAACAGCCACAACUACGAGCCAGACGACUUCCACUAGUACUAGUACUACCUCAACAGCUACAACUACGAGCCAGACGACUUCAACCAGUACUAGUACUACCUCAACAGCUACAACAACAAGUCAAACAACCUCCACCAGUAGUACUAGUACUACCUCAACAGCCACAACUACGAGCCAAACGACUUCAACCAGUACUAGCACUACCUCAACAGCUACAACUACGAGCCAGACGACUUCCACUAGUACUAGUACUACCUCAACAGCCACAACUACGAGCCAGACGACUUCAACCAGUACUACUACUACCUCAACAGCUACAACUACGAGCCAGACGACUUCCACUAGUACUAGUACUACCUCAACAGCCACAACUACGAGCCAGACGACUUCCACUAGUACUAGCACUACCUCAACAGCUACAACUACGAGCCAGACGACUUCAACCAGUACUAGUACUACCUCAACAGCCACAACUACGAGCCAGACGACUUCAACCAGUACUAGUACUACUUCAACAGCCACAACUACGAGCCAGACGACUUCCACUAGUACUAGUACUACCUCAACAGCCACAACUACGAGCCAGACGACUUCAACCAGUACUACUACUACCUCAACAGCUACAACUACGAGCCAAACGACUUCAACCAGUACUAGCACUACCUCAACAGCCACAACUACGAGCCAGACGACUUCAACCAGUACUACUACUACCUCAACAGCCACAACUACGAGCCAGACGACUUCAACCAGUACUACUACUACCUCAACAGCUACAACUACUAGUGCUAGCACCUCAACUACAACUACCAGCACGGAUACUAGCCAAACCACUACUACUUCUACGAGUACAUCCACAAGUCACACGACUUCGACCAGUACUACUACUACCACAACUGAUACAAUCACUAGCACAAGCACUUCAACUAUGACUACCAGUCAAACAACCUCCACCACUACUGGCACCAGCACAACUACAAGUCAAACAACGGCUACUACUGCUACUACAACAACCACCCAAACAACGUCGACGUCUACUAGUACUUCUGCGAUAACCACGACUGGCACAGUAUCGACUACGUCCAGUACCUCUACCACAUCGACUAGCCAAACUACUGCUACUUCGACUAGUACGACUACAUCGACAACUCAAACAACAUCCGCCACAUCUACUACUUCCACUACAACUACGUCCGAGACAAGUACUACCACCAGUACUUCUAUAGCGCUACCACAAGUGUUACCAGUACCAGUACAAGUACUAGCACUUCUACUAGUACGACCGAAACAGUUUCCACUUCUACCAGCACCUCCAGUACAAGCACAACAUCUACGUCCACAAGCACAUCAGCUACAUCGACGACUCAGACAGCGUCUACUACUUCCACUUCAACUUCUCCCUACACAAGUACUACCACCAGUACUUCAACGACGGCCACCGAUCAAACAACCUCCACUAGUACUAGCUCGACUACAAGCCAAACCACGUCUACUAGUACCUCUACGACAACCACAACAAAUACAGCGUCGGCCAGUUCAACCACGUCGACUACAUCAACGAGCCAAACUACUUCCUCCACUUUCUCGACCACUACAAGUGUUACAAGUACUAGUACUAGCACUUCUACUAACACUACCAGUCAAACAACCUCCACUAGUACUACUACUACAACUACGGAAACGUCGUCUACGUCUACUAGUACCUCUACGACAACCACAACCAAUACAGUGUCGACCACUUCAACCACGUCGACUACAUCAACCAGCCAAACUACUUCUUUCACUUUGUCGACUACUACAAGUGUUACAAGUACUAGUACUAGCACUUCUACUAGCACUACCAGCCAAACAACCUCCACUAGUGCUAGCUCGACUACAAGCCAAACCACGUCUACUACUACCUCUGCGACAACCACAACGAAUACAGUGUCUACCACUUCAACCACACACAACUUCCACUAGUGCGAGUAGUUCUACUAGCUCAACUACGAGCACAACUUCUACUUCUACUAGCAGUUCUACAACAACUACAACAGACUCGGCAUCUACGACUUCUAUUACUUCUACAACAUCACUAAGUCAAACCACAUCGAGCACUUCUUCUAGCAGCAGUAGUACCAGCACUUCAAGUACAACUAGCUCAACGUCGUCGACAUCUUCGAGCUCUGUGACAGCAACAACGUCUACGACUAGCACGAGCACUGCAUCGAAUCUGAAUGUAUCGACAUGUGUGGAAACAUUUUCUAUUGGUAAUACUAAUCUGUUGCUAACCUGUUCGUCAAAUGCAAGUAUGUCGGUAUUACCAAUCAAUGGAUACUCGUUGAGUACGUUGAACAGUAUAAGAACACUUACAGUGCAAGGUGCAAAUGGCGAGCGCGGACCGUUAUACACUAUUCCACCAAAUGUAUGCUUCUUACCAAAUUUAUUGGAAUUGAAUGUCUCAUACAAUCGUCUCAACCGAUUGGAUACCUCGUUUUUUUCGUCGAAUCCAUCAUGUCUGAGCAAUUUGCAAAAACUUAAUGCUGAUCAGAAUCUUAUAACUGAGUAUCCAUCAGAGUUUCUAACACAUACACCCAACCUUCAACGACUUUUACUACCGAACAAUCGGUUAACAUCGUUCGAUCUUGCAUCGACUGUUCUUGUCAAUACUGCAAUUGAUUUAUCGAAUAAUCAAAUAUCGAAAAUAACAAACAAUGCCAAUAUCAAUAUAUCAAAAUAUUCGAAUCCAUAUUACACAGCGAUUGAUUUAAGCAAUAAUAGUGCAGUCAUCGAUGUAUCGGAUGCUCUUUUUGAAAUGUAUGGAGCUUGUUACGAGGUGAUCCAAGCAUUCAAUUCAAGUGCUUCUUCAGCUACACCAGUGUUGACCAUCAGUCUGUUGAACAUCGAUUUCGAUACAUCAAGAAUCAACUGCAGUUGCAGCCAAUAUUAUCUCGAGCGAAGUCUCCUAUCAACAUUUCGAAGUAAUCUUAUUCCCUCGGAUCCAUUAUCAAAUACUAAAUGUCUCGAUGGAUCACUGUUUUAUAACAAUACCAAUAUUUUACAAUGUUCAAAUUCAUCUGCUACAUUCACCAACUCUUCUCCACGUCUAUGUACGAUAAAUCAAAACAAUACUGGUGUUAUCUAUGUGAAUACAACUGAUAAUUCUACUAGUACACAAACAUAUCCUUAUUAUCUCACUCAAAGUUCAAAUAACACGUAUUGUAUGUACACAUUCUAUUCUAAUGGUAUCAAAGCGGCAAUUAAUUGUGUAGAUGGUUCAAAUAAUUUGACAGAAAUUUCAUCGGCAAUUCUAACAAAUAAAUAUUUCCAAAACAUUUCACAAGUUGUUGUGAAUAAUCAAAAUUCAAUGUCACAAUUGCCAUCCUAUCUAUGUUUAUUACCAUCAACACGAAUCGAUCUAUCCAAUCAAUCAUUUGCCAUCCUAAGUAAAGACACAUUUCCAUGUUCAACAUACAAUACACUUCAAUACAUCAAUUUGACUGACAAUUCCAUUUCUAUUGUCAACUUAACCUAUACAAAUUGGACAGUUUUCGACUUGUCGUCCAAUAAUCUUACACAAUUACCAUACACAUUAUUAAAUUUAAAUCAAAGUUCCAUUCAAUCAAGAGAAUCAUCAUCGCGAACUCUAGAUGUUUCAUUUAAUCAAAUUCCUCAACUGGAUCUAUUUGCAUACACAUAUCCAUCGAUAAGUAUUAACUUAGAAAGUAAUUCUUUUACAAAAACGACGAAUGGCUAUAACGUAAUUAAAAAUGUUCAACGACAAUCACUACGCAGUGGUCCGGUCUCCUCAAAUGUCGAUCUGCCAAGUCAAUCGCGUUUUCUUGUUAACGAUCAAUUGGCACAGAAUUACAACACAUGCGAUAGUCGAACAUUGAUUAAUCUAAUCAAUAUUCUACAAUAUAUGAAAAAUGAUGGUGUUACAGUUGAACUCGAAUGUCAAUGCUCAUCGAUUUACCUGAACGAAUAUCUACUUUUGUAUAAUUCAUCGGACAAACUUACGAAUCGAUUUUCAUGCAGUAAUACAUCGACUUUAAAUGAAACACAGUUUAACAGUUUAGCAGAAAGUGAUUGUUUGAAUAAUAUUACUUUAUCAUCCGAUCGACUUUGUCAAUUUGCAAGUCGAGUUUCUCUCGCAGCAAGUUCACCAUCGAGUGACAAUGGUCGUUUAUUAGCAAUUAUUCUCGGUUCAAUUCUUGGUUCCAUCGCAUUUAUUGCCUUACUUGCACUUCUUAUCUGUUGUCUUUGUCGGAAACGUAAAAAGUCGCCUGAAAAAUCGAACAUGACCGUAAUGUCGAGGCCUCCAACUGGAGGAAAUGGUUCCCACGAUGACUAUGCAACAGCACGAAGUCUCCGAUCACCACCACAUCAUGUAACCGCUCAUAAUUCCCGACUUAGUCCUGUCUCAGAAAACCUUCCCGAAAUAGGAGAAUAUUCGUUAAGUCGACAUGAACCAAUCCACAUUCGAGAUUCGAUCGACUCAUUGCAACAAGAUGUAUUCGAACAACGUGAACGUAAUCGACAAUUACGCCAACCUCCGAUUGAUUAUGACACUGGUAGAAGUUUCCGUCAUUUGGGCAAUCCUUCGCCGAAUUCAUCGUAUACUUAA
Adineta ricciae is the source of this 8604-nucleotide messenger RNA. NCBI's taxonomy places the organism in Eukaryota, Metazoa, Rotifera, Eurotatoria, Adinetida, Adinetidae. The record is from the annotation of a GenBank genome assembly.